ACCAGAGAAUGUGGUUCUACCAAGUCCGUCCAGGUAUCAAUGGUUAUCCCAAGCACUGGAUUUGUCCAUCUUGUGGUUCGUCUGGUUCUGGGCCUAACGGAACACGACCUGCCCGACCAAGCUUCCAGCACUGCAGUGGAUGCCACCUCUGGCGAACUCGUCUUGAAGAACCAUUGCGACAUGACCUUCUCAAUGAUUAGCCCCGACCUUCAAUCCAGCAGCACCACCAUCGAGAACACUAACGUGUACCAAGAUAACCCUGGUGUGGCUGGCUUUGUGCUGGAUGAGCUGCAACAUCCGGUUGCUGGCGUGACAGUUUCGUUGACAUCAGGAGGCAGCGAGGUUGGAAAUGGUGUCACCGACGAGGAUGGCUUUUAUCAGAUUGCCUAUCAGCACCAAGGACAGCCUGCUGACUACGUCCUCGCAUUGGAUUCUCCGUCCGUCUCCCAAACAGUGCCCCUUCAAAACAACAACUAUGAGGUUGUCAACUUUUCAGUUUAG
Molecule: messenger RNA, 501 nt
Organism: Seminavis robusta
Lineage: Eukaryota; Bacillariophyta; Bacillariophyceae; Naviculales; Naviculaceae
Source: the annotation of a GenBank genome assembly